This is a messenger RNA of Solanum verrucosum, 1708 nucleotides long. RefSeq names its product calmodulin-binding protein 60 A-like. The coding region runs from base 36 to 1628 and encodes 530 amino acids. Gene Ontology annotation, cellular component: nucleus. The record is from RefSeq and is a predicted model, not a curated record. Gene Ontology annotation, molecular function: DNA-binding transcription factor activity; sequence-specific DNA binding; calmodulin binding. The transcript is spliced from 7 exons. Lineage: Eukaryota; Viridiplantae; Streptophyta; Magnoliopsida; Solanales; Solanaceae. Gene Ontology annotation, biological process: regulation of salicylic acid biosynthetic process.
UUCUUUUUCAGUUUUCUAAAUAUAGUUUAAUUUCCAUGAAUGACAUAUUAAUGUCUAAUUCUGAGGAUUUAGGUACCCACAAAAGCAAUUCAGAGGAUGAGCUGUUUUUCUCUUCACCAACUAUGAAGAAAAUGUUGGAAGUGAUGGUGAUUCAGACUUUUAACCGUGUUCUAAAUCCAACCUUGGAAAAAUUGAUUCGUAAUGUUGUAAAACAUGAACUUGAAUUGGCAGAGAAGAAGUUUAUAUUCACCAAGGGAAACCCUGAAAAAGAUAUUCAAGCUCCUAAACCAAGAAUCUUGAAGUUGAUGUUCCGGUCGGAAGUAUCUGUUCCUGUACUUACCGGAAAGGAAAUUAAAGGAGAAGGAGAUAAUGCUAUUGAAUUGGUCUUAGUUGAUGAUAACACUGGAGAAAUUGUUGAAUCUGGACCAGAAGCAUCAGCUAAAGUGGAAAUUGUUGUUCUCAGGGGAGAAUUUGGAGAUGAUGAUGGAGGUAAUUGGACAGUUGAAGAGUUCGAUAGUAAUGUUGUGCGAGAGAGGGAGGGAAAAAAGCCUCUUCUAGCAGAAACUGUACAUGUGAGACUUAAUAAAGGCAUUGGUUCUGUAGAUAAAAUCAAAUUUUCACAUUCUAAAUUCUAUAUGAAGAUGGGGAUGUUCAGGCUAGGUGCACGAAUUGUUGACACUUUCAAUAGCAUUCAAGUAAAAGAAGCAAGGACUGAAUCUUUCACUGUCAAGGAUGGGCGCCAGCAAUAUCAUGAGAAGCAUGAUCCACCAUCUCUAUCCGACGGGGUACAUCGGUUAAAAAACAUAGGUAGAUGCAGUAUGAAGCGCCUCUGGAAUGAAAAUGUCCACACUGUAGAGGACUUUCUGAUUUUGCUCCUAAAAGACCGUGAGCGACUCAAAUGUGUACUUAAUCUAAAGCCAAAGAUGUUGGAGGAGACAAUUAGCCAUGCUCGGAGAUGCAUAACUAAUGAACGGACAUACUCUUAUAUUGACUUACAAAAAAAGGAAGAGGUGGUUUUUAACAUCGUUGGAGAGGUGCAGGGACUUAUUCUACGGGGUCAAUAUCUACCUAUGCAUCUUUUAUCUGAAAGUGAUAAGGCUAAUGCUCAGAGGCUGCUCGUAUCUGCAUGUGAAAAUUGGGAUCAUGUAGUACCAGUUGAUAAUGAGACAUUUUUUAUGCAAUAUCCUUCUCAAAUAUUGCCAACCAUGAAUUCUUUGAAUUCUCCAAGCCGAAAGGUUCCUAGCACCAGUAAUGGCAUUGAGAAUUUUAGAACAAGUGAUGGACACUGUUCUACCUCUUUUCAGCACAAUGUUUCAUCCGUCAUUCCUGCCAGAGUUGCAAGUGCAAUCAGUCAGAACGAUCCUGAUUCCGCCGGUAUCAGUAACAUGGAGUUCUCUAACUCCCCAAUAUAUAGUCCUUUAUUCCAAGAUUUUUGGAUUGAUCAAUGCAACAUAGAAGACUUAAUUUUUAAAUUGAAUGCUCAUCAACCACAUGAUGCCUCUACAUCUAAGGUAAAUGUGCAUAACCGGUGGAAAAUGUUGCUUAAAAUCUUUAGACAGUCCUCAAUGAGAAGAAGAGCUGCAGCAUUAACGGAUAUUCAACCUCUGAAGAAGCAGAGAGUCUUUUGAUUCUAUUGCUUUAGACUGUUAGUAAUCAGUUCAACAGAAGGUGCAUAUUUCCUUAGUGAUGUUGUGCUUGCCAAAGACUA